UUCGCAGACUUCUGGCUCGGUGACCAAUUCUGCAGUCUUACAUUCUCCCUCGCUUCCCUCUGGACUCUUGCAUGUUCAGUCCACAAUGACUGGGCUCCCGAUAGCUAUGAAAAAUGCGGACUUGCGCAUCAUUGGCAGACGCCGUUUGUUUUGAGCUGCAUGCCGUCGUUGAUACGCUUUGUUCAAUGCCUAAAACGUUAUUCCGACAGCGGACUUCGCAUGCACAUGAUCAAUGGCGGAAAAUAUCUAUCGAGUGUGAUGUACUAUGUUUUCUACUACCUGUGGAGGCACAACGGCGCAAAAAUCGGAGACACUGCCUUCAUACUGCUUUGCCUCAGUGGAUCAGUCAUGUCACUCUACACAUCGGCAUGGGACCUGCUCGUAGACUGGUCCUUACUUGAUCCGAUGGCGGAGUACAGGUUCCUCCGCACCGAGCUCUUAUACAGGGACUAUAUUCCGCGUUAUUAUUUUGCAAUCGUAUCCAACGUGCUUAUUCGUUUUAUUUGGUUCUCUUACUUUCUGGUGCCUUCGGGGCUGAACAUCACGCCGAGAACGUUCAUUGCCGCGUUUCUUGAAAUCCUUCGCAGGGCCCACUGGAAUAUCUACCGUCUGGAAAACGAACAGCUGGGUAACAUGGACCAGUACCGGGCAACGCGGGAGAUUCCACUGCCGUACACCUUCCAAGAUGAAGGUGAGGACGACAAU
Messenger RNA from Cantharellus anzutake, 705 nucleotides. Its product is annotated as EXS family-domain-containing protein. Gene Ontology annotation, molecular function: inositol hexakisphosphate binding. The annotation marks the transcript as partial. Gene Ontology annotation, cellular component: cytoplasm; Golgi apparatus; plasma membrane. The record is from RefSeq and is a predicted model, not a curated record. The transcript has 6 exons. Gene Ontology annotation, biological process: cellular response to phosphate starvation; phosphate ion transport. NCBI's taxonomy places the organism in Eukaryota, Fungi, Basidiomycota, Agaricomycetes, Cantharellales, Hydnaceae.